Camelina sativa (false flax) is the source of this 1371-nucleotide messenger RNA. Its product is annotated as rho GTPase-activating protein 5. Gene Ontology annotation, molecular function: GTPase activator activity. Gene Ontology annotation, biological process: signal transduction. NCBI's taxonomy places the organism in Eukaryota, Viridiplantae, Streptophyta, Magnoliopsida, Brassicales, Brassicaceae. The record is from RefSeq and is a predicted model, not a curated record.
AUCUUUUUUAUCAAUUCAAGUUCGUUGCCGGCCAUUACCAUUCCCUAAUUUAACCAUUAUCUGUCUCUUCCUUUUGUUUUUUCUUAACCACAUUGCCAAAAUUUUGUAACCUUCUCUCCCGGAGGCGGCAAGAGCGAGAAGGACUCUGUUUAGCGCGUGAGGAAGGGAUAUAGAGAGAGUGAUAAAGCGCGGUAAGACCGAACUUUGGCGGUUCCGCGGCUCUACGUCGUCGGUAGGUCGAGUCGUCCUGGAGCUCGCCCGUUGUUUCUCGACGGCAGAGGUGGAAGAAAGCGACCAAAGAGCCAUGGACAUUGGCGGUCCAACCAAUGUCCGUCACGUGGCUCACGUUACCUUUGAUCGCUUCAAUGGUUUCCUCGGUCUUCCCUCUGAGUUCGAGCCUGAUGUCCCCAGAAAAGCUCCUAGUGCAAGUGCAACAGUGUUUGGGGUAUCCACGGAGUCAAUGCAGUUAUCGUAUGAUUCGAGAGGGAACUGUGUUCCUGUGAUACUGUUGCUAUUACAGAGCAGGCUAUAUGAUCAAGGAGGCUUACAGGUAGAAGGAAUAUUCAGAAUCACAGGAGAUAACAGCGAGGAAGAGUAUGUAAGAGAGCAGCUUAAUAAAGGGCUCAUACCAGAUGGCAUCGAUGUUCAUUGUUUAGCCGGACUCAUUAAGGCUUGGUUCAGAGAGCUGCCGAGAGGGGUACUUGAUCCUCUGCCAUCGGAGCAAGUGAUGCAGUGUGAGUCAGAAGAGGACUUUGUCAAGGUUGUGAGACUCUUACCUCAGAAUGAAGCUUCUCUUCUCAAUUGGGCCAUCAAUCUCAUGGCUGAUGUUGUUCAGUUUGAGCAUGUUAACAAGAUGAAUUCUCGUAACCUUGCUUUAGUCUUUGCACCCAACAUGUCUCAGAUGGCAGACCCUUUAACUGCAUUGAUGUAUGCGGUACAAGUGAUGAAGCUUCUCAAGAGCCUCACAGAGAAAACUGCCAGAGAAAGGGAAACCUCGUCUUCUGCGGUUGAGAGAAGAGGCAACAAUGAAGUGGAAGUUAGCGACAAGGAAGAGGACAGUGAAGAAGAAGAAGAAGAUGGUGUGCACAUAAAUAACGAGGAAGAAGCGCCAGAGAGAAUAGGUGUGGCUGCUGAUGAACACUUGUUUGGAAGCAUGAAGAGUGAGUUUCAGGGAUCUAGUACUUCGGAUUCAAAGGAUCAUGAUGGAGCUGUGCCGCCACCCAUUCGCACGAACCCUAUAGGAAGCUAGUGAAAUCUGAUGUUUCUUUUAAUAGCUGUUUUGUGUGUUUGGAUGCUUUAUUGUAUUGCAUAUGUAACUUCUAAGAAAUGUAGUUUGCUGUUGAAUGUUGAUAUGAUAUGAGAUUAACUUGA